Messenger RNA from Ciona intestinalis (vase tunicate), 2553 nucleotides. NCBI's taxonomy places the organism in Eukaryota, Metazoa, Chordata, Ascidiacea, Phlebobranchia, Cionidae. The record is from RefSeq and is a predicted model, not a curated record.
CCAGCGCGAACUUUGUCCUGAAUCUGAGGGAAGUUGGUUUUAUUGAAGGCAAACUUUAUGGCGUGUUAUUAAUUAUUUAUUUGUCUCAUAUGUUGUUCUGUAUGCGUAGCUCGUAUUCAGUAUAUAGUGUUACUGUUGUAGAGGAAGCACUUAAGUUUCAAACUCCUUUUCAUCGAUUACAAUUUGCCCUGUUUAUCCCGGACUCGAGCUAUUGGUUUCCUCAUGGCGAUUCCAAACCACAAAGUUUCAAAUGGAGGGGUGUCACAAAAAGUUCUCACAUUGGAGACAAUGAAUUCAAACAUUAAGAAAGUGGAAUACGCCGUACGCGGGCCCAUAGUGGUACGGGCUGGUGCGAUUAGAAAAGAAUUGGAACAGGGAGUAAAGAAACCUUUCACUGAAGUAAUCUCAGCUAAUAUUGGAGAUGCACACGCCAUGGGACAAGCACCCAUCACUUUUUUACGACAGGUUGUAGCAUUGUGCGUUUACCCGGAACUUUUAAAAUCAACCGAGUUUCCCGAUGAUGCAAAACAACGAGCCCGGAGAAUCCUUGGUGGAUGUGGCGGGGGGUCCAUUGGGGCUUACUCUGCAAGCCAAGGUGUCGAACUGAUAAGGAACGACGUGGCCAACUACAUUGAGCACAGAGAUGGAGGGUUGAAGGCCGACCCCAAUGAUAUCUUCCUAUGUACUGGUGCAAGCGAUGGGGUGGUGGCAAUGUUAAAGCUACUUGUAUCUGGUGAAGGAAAGAACCGAACGGGCGCAAUGAUUCCAAUCCCUCAAUAUCCGUUAUAUUCGGCCACUUUAGCUGAACUUAAUUCUACUAUGGUGCCGUAUUACCUCGAUGAGGACAACAAUUGGUCGCUUGAUACUGCGGAGUUACAGAGGGCGUUGGACGAGGGAAAAGGGGCGUGUCAGCCACGAGUGUUGUGCGUCAUUAAUCCUGGAAAUCCAACCGGGCAAGUCCUUAGUCGGCAGAAUGUGGAAGAGAUCAUUAAGUUUGCCAAGAAAAACAACCUUUUCUUGAUGGCAGAUGAGGUGUACCAAGACAACGUAUAUGCGGAGGGAUGCGCUUUCCAUUCGUUCAAGAAAGUUCUGCAUGAUCUUGGACCAGAAUACAACACCUCCGUUGAGCUUGCAUCCUUCCACUCGAUAUCCAAAGGUUACAUGGGGGAAUGUGGUUUCCGUGGUGGUUACAUGGAGACCGUGAACCUUGACCCAAAAGUUAAAGAACAACUUCGUAAACUUGUUUCGUGUAGACUUUGUCCACCAGUUACCGGCCAGGCUGCCCUGGACAUCGUGGUCAACCCACCUAAACCUGGUGAACCAUCUUAUGAACAAUUCACCAAGGAGAAAAACAAUGUAUUGGGAACAUUAGCUGAAAAGGCGAAGCUAACGGCUAAUAUGUUCAACUCCAUACCUGGUGUCUCAUGUAACACUGUACAGGGAGCCAUGUAUUCCUUCCCAAGGAUUACAAUUCCUGAUAAAGCAAUAGAAGCUGCAAAGGCGAAAGGACAAACCCCUGACGAUUUCUACGCCCAUCAAUUGCUGGAAGAGACGGGCAUUUGUGUUGUUCCUGGAAGUGGGUUCGGCCAAAGACCUGGAACUUAUCAUUUCAGAAUGACGAUUCUUCCACCGACCGAAAAAAUGAAAUCUCUCUUUGUCCUCUUCCGUGAUUUCCACAAGCGAUUCACCGAUCAAUACACCUGAUGCAACAAUAUUGGGUUUAUCAACAUAUCUAAAUAACUUUAGUUUGUUUCACAGAAAUUUUGGUCUAUAAAUACGUACUUGACGUUAUUGCAGUCUAACAUGUAAUUCACUUCUGUAUUUCAUUAAACAAACAUUACAUUUUGCCUAAUAAUUUUAGACGAAUUAUUUGUGUUAGCUUUCACAUUUUCAUUCAUUCUUAACUUUUAGCUUCUUUGUUGGCAAUCAAAUCUAUCUAAUUUACCUUUUAGAUAUUUCCUCUAUAUUAGUUUACUUUAAGCUACACUGCGAAAUGAAAUCUCAACACUGCAACUUAUUAAAUUUACGCAAAGGUGACGGGUUCAAGGCUCUCCUGUGCUACCAUUGUAGGCGUGUAUGUCCUUGUGCUGAUUUUUAACGGUAAUUGUUCCAAUUCCCCCUAUAAAUACCCAUCAAAGUUACAUACGUUGUAACUUAUAAGCGGGCACGAGGUGUAUGACACAGAACACCCGUGUUAUAACGACUGUCGUUGCCCCACCAUGCGAGGAUAAAUAAGUUACAUACGUGGUAACUCGUAAGCAGGCACGAGGUGUAUAAAACAGAAAACCCGUGUUAUAACGACUGUCGUUGCCCCGCCAUGUGAGGAUAAAUAAAUUACAUACGUGGUAACCCGUAAGCAGGCACGAGGUGUAUAAAACAGAAAACCCGUGUUAUAACGACUGUCAUUGCCCCGCCAUGCAAGGAUAAAUAAGUUACUUUUAUCCAUUCACUGCAUUUUCCUUGAAUGUUUUAUUAUUUGGUGGGUGGCGCUUUGGUUUUAAUAUAUUCAAACACAUCACGUUAAUUCGCGUGAGUGUGAUUGCCGCAAGCUUA